Medicago truncatula (barrel medic) is the source of this 1720-nucleotide messenger RNA. Its product is annotated as UDP-glycosyltransferase 73C3. NCBI's taxonomy places the organism in Eukaryota, Viridiplantae, Streptophyta, Magnoliopsida, Fabales, Fabaceae. The transcript has a single exon. Bases 32 to 1483 code for a protein of 483 amino acids. Gene Ontology annotation, molecular function: UDP-glucosyltransferase activity. The record is from RefSeq and is a predicted model, not a curated record.
AAGUAGAAAUCAUUAAUUUUAUUUUCCAACCAUGGUGUUGCCAGCAAACAUUAAUGAUGUUCCUCAUUUUGUAUUAUUUCCCUUAAUAGCACAAGGACACAUUAUACCUAUGAUAGACAUUGCUAAACUGUUAGCACAACGUGGUGUUAUUGUUACCAUAUUUACUACACCAAAAAAUGCAUCACGUUUUACUUCAGUUCUUUCUCGUGCUGUUUCUUCUGGCCUCCAAAUCAAAAUAGUAACACUCAAUUUUCCAACAAAACAAGCAGGGUUACCAGAAGGGUGUGAGAAUUUUGACAUGGUGGAUUCAAUAGACAUGAGAAUGAAUCUCUUCCAUGCAAUCACCUUGCUCCAAAAACCAGCUGAAGAAUUGUUUGAUGCAUUGACACCAAAACCAAGUUGCAUAAUCUCUGAUUUUUUCAUUCCUUGGACUAUUCAAAUAGCUGAAAACCAUAAAAUUCCAAGGAUUUCAUUCCAUGGGUUUUCUUGCUUCUGUCUCCAUUGCAUGCUCAAGAUACAAACUUCAAAGAUUCUUGAAAGAGUCGAUUCAGAAUCUGAGUAUUUUACUGUGCCCGGCAUACCUGACCAAAUUCAAGUCACCAAAGAGCAGAUACCAGGAAUAUUGAAAGGUGAACUGAAGGAGUUUGGGGAGAAGAUGCAUGAUGCUGAAAUGAAGUCAUAUGGUGAAAUCAUAAACACUUUUGAGGAGUUGGAGAAAGCAUAUGUUAAGGAUUACAAGAAGGAAAAAAAUGGCAAGGUAUGGUUUGUUGGACCAGUUUCACUUUGCAACAAAGAUGGUUUGGAUAAGGCACAAAGAGGUAUUAUAGCCUCAAUAAGUGAACAUCAUUGCUUAAAGUGGCUAGAUUUGCACCAACCAAAGUCUGUGGUGUAUGCUUGUCUUGGAAGUUUAUGCAACUUAAUUCCUUCACAGCUUAUGGAAUUGGCUUUGGCAUUGGAAGCGACAAAUAGGCCAUUUAUUUGGGUUAUUAGGGAAGGAAAUAAAAGUAGCGAAGAGUUGGAAAAAUGGAUUAGUGAGGAAAGAAACAAAGGGAGAGGCCUUAUAAUUAGAGGUUGGGCUCCACAAGUGCUAAUAUUAUCACACCCUUCAAUUGGAGGAUUCUUAACACAUUGUGGAUGGAAUUCAACACUUGAAGGGAUAAGUGCUGGUUUGCCAUUGGUAACUUGGCCGUUAUUUGCUGACCAAUUUUUGAAUGAGAAGCUUGUUACUCAAGUGUUGAGGAUUGGAGUGAGCCUUGGUGUAGAGGUUCCAAUGAGGUUGGGAGUGGAAGAGAGUUUAGGUGUGUUGGUGAAGAAGGAAGGUAUUAAAGAGGCAAUAUGCAUGGUGAUGGAUGAGGGAGAAGAAAGUAAAGAGAGAAGAGAAAGGGCUAGUAAACUAAGUGAGAUGGCAAAAAGAGCUGUUGAAAAAGGUGGAUCCUCUCAUCUUAAUAUAAAUUUGCUUAUCCAAGAUAUCAUGGAACAAUGAUCAAGCAGCAGAGUUGACACAUGAAGGGAUACAAUCUAUAACAUCUGUCCUUUUGAUGUCAUUAUCUGUUUUCUUUUUAUUAUUAUUGCAUAUUCCACGCUGCAAUCAUGAAGUUAUGUAAUAAGUUACAUGCUUGAAGAUGUAUUCAAUACGUAUUUAUAUGAAGAGGGUGCUAUAUGUUCUCACUUCUUUAUAACAAUAAAUCAUUAUUAUAAAAGUCCACCUGACAAAUGACAU